UGGGUAGGUUAUUUUUAAAGUGUACUCCUGGAACCUUCCCGGCAGUGUAUGUCGACUGGUUCAGACAGAGGUUCACAGAGAAUAGAGAACGUUGGUUUUCAAAGAGGGUGGUUCUCUCUUGUUUUUCACAGUUGCAGACAUGGCAUCCAUGGAUUCACUUCAAGCGGGAUACGAGGGCCACUAUGUGGAUGGAUUCCAGUUGUACUUGCAACGCUCUCAGGAACACAAGGUUAUACGUGAGUUCAUCGACAGGAUUCUCCCGGAUGAAUUUGCAAGAAUUGCAGAGGGUAAAAAGAGUCUGAACGUUCUUGGUGUUGGAAGUGGAGGAGGUGAACUGGAUGCCCAUAUACUCUCCGUGCUGCAGACAAAAGUCCCAGGAACAUCCAUCAAUGCUGAUGUACUGGAGCCCAGCCACGAACUGAAUGAGAACUUCAAAGCUUUGGUGGCCAAGACUCCCAACCUGCAGAAACUAUCCUUCAACUGGCAUUCAAUGACCUGUGCGGAGUAUGAGACAAUGUUCAAAAACAAGAAGGAAACAAAGAGAUUUGACCUUGUGCAUAUGAUUCAGAUGCUGUUCUAUGUAACAGACCUCAAAGCAACCGUCAAGUUUUUCCAUAGCCUGCUCAGAGAGAAAGGCAAGCUUUUGAUUAUCCAUGAAGCAGCAAGUAGUGGCUGGAACACGCUCUGGAAGACCUACAAGGAAGAGCUUUGUAAAAGGUCUCUCAGCGACUACUUAUCUGCCGGAGACAUCAAAGACCGCCUUCAGGAGCUGGGACUCAAAUACGAAGAGCACGCCCUCCACAACACUUUGGACAUCACAAUGUGUUUCGAUAAGGCAGACGAAAUGGGAGAGAAGCUUCUGGACUUUAUGACAGACCAGGUCCAUUUCCAUCAGUCGCUGAACGCUGACGUUAGAGCGGGAAUCGUGGACUUGCUGCAGAACAAAUGCAGCACCAAAAAAGAUGGAAGAAUCAUGUUUGACUGCUCCUUGACUGCGCUGCUCGUUUAUCCAUAAACAGCAGGGCCCUUACCAGUUUAUGUUGUAAUACAUAGUGCAGAGAGCUGCAUCCAUAUUUUUUAAACAAAGAAAAAGGUAAAAAAAAAACUUUUUCUGAACCGGGGUAAUGUUGGUACCUCCAGAGUGACCAUACAAACAGAAGUAAAAUAUCUCAAAGUAUUUUUUUUUCUUCCCAGAACUUUUAUUCUAAAAGCCAAUAAAUUACAUUGCUCUUAGUUAUCCUUAUGCUUGACAAGUUACGUAGUUUACACGUGAUGUCCUUGUAAUGGCAGCUUGGAUAUACUGUCCAUCUUGUCCUUACCUGUCAUCAGGAUAUUAAUUACAUAGCUGGUUCCAGUUUGGGCAGGAUUUUGAUUUGCCAUUUGAUUUGCUCAAAGAUUGAUCAGAAAUUUAAUGCCAGGUUGAGGAGAUGGCUCAUUUUUAUUCACCCCAACAGCAAAACAAGGCAUAUAGUAAUUUGAGGAGGGGAGGGGGUGCAAUAAAUUAGAUUCUUCUUGUAUUUGUUUUAUAUACAUGUAUGAAGCACAAGGUAACCUUAGUUAACCCGCUACCCUCCUCUUUUAAUGUUUUGUGACAUCUAUAUAUGUAUAAUUCCAAACCACUUACUAACAAUGUCAUAGUGGGGUGUACUACAUUAGCCUGACCACUGGGGGGCAGUAAAAGCUAUCACACUGUUAACUUGAUAAAGUAUCAGUAAAUGUGAAAAGAACACACGCUCAAAAUUCACUCUAUAAGGAAUACCUCUGUUUUUGCUUCAGGGCAGCAAACAGGACUGAAGUUUUUCAAAAAGCACAAAGCAAAUAUCUGCAGCUGUUACAGAUACUGCAUGUGCCAUUUCCAGAUAUGUCUUCUGACUUUAGUGACCUCACAAACAUCCUGAAAUACAACAAGCUCAAACAACAUGCUGUCAUUUUAUGAAUGCUUACUAUUUAUUCUACUAUUUCUACUACUAUUACUACUAAUAAUAAUAACAACAACAACAACAACAACAACAACAAAAAUAUUUAAAUAUUUUCAUGGACAGAUAGAUGUGAAUGCUGAAAACUGUAGUCAGGUUAUUUGUUAACAGCUGGAAGAAUUGCGAUUCACUGCACAAACAGAGUGUUCUGUGGGCAAUAAAUCUGUGGCCCUUAAUUAGCACCUCAAAAGCCAUUCCACCGUGCCAGGGGCAAGCAGCAGCAGAUGUAAUAACAAACAUUUGUUUCACAGUAAUUUGUGAACAUAAAAGUUCUGCACGCUCAAAAUGGAUCAAAUGCUUCAUUUUACUCGUUUCCUCCGGUAGUUAUAGUCACAUUGUUAUAUAGCAGCGAAUACAUCUGAAAAUGUAUUUGACUGUGUGAGGUACCGCGACUGAAUCGGCUUGAGACUUCUUUUUGUUUUUGAAAGGAUUUCUGCGCUGAUUAGCACCGUACACAUCCGUGUUUGGACUUAAACUCCAUGUUAAGAGGACCCAUACGUGCCUGCAGUCUGAUAUGACAUCUGACAUUUUUAGAAUUUCAGGCUCACAUUUGUCUAUAUCAUCUACUGCCCUGGGAUUUUGAAAUGCCUCAAUAAGCUAAAAAUGAUAUAUCGGUAAACAUGUGUCACGAUAUACGUCCACCAGACAUGUUGGUAGGUUUUUUCCAUUGGAAAAUCUCUUUACAAAACUUGGAACUAAUCUUGCGAUUGUUUCUUUGUUUCUUAUGAUGAUAAUCACAUCUCACCCAAAGUCUUCAUUUUAUAUGAGAUUACUAUCCACUCUUUUCUGUGUGAGGUGCCUCCAUUUACGGUAAAUAAAUAUAUAUUUCACAACC
Molecule: messenger RNA, 2811 nt
Organism: Anguilla anguilla (European eel)
Lineage: Eukaryota; Metazoa; Chordata; Actinopteri; Anguilliformes; Anguillidae
Product: histamine N-methyltransferase-like
Exons: 6
Coding region: 140-1015 (291 amino acids)
Molecular function (GO): N-methyltransferase activity
Source: RefSeq, a predicted model, not a curated record